Quercus robur (English oak) is the source of this 975-nucleotide messenger RNA. RefSeq names its product acireductone dioxygenase 2. Bases 142 to 744 code for a protein of 200 amino acids. The transcript is spliced from 7 exons. The record is from RefSeq and is a predicted model, not a curated record. Gene Ontology annotation, molecular function: acireductone dioxygenase [iron(II)-requiring] activity. Lineage: Eukaryota; Viridiplantae; Streptophyta; Magnoliopsida; Fagales; Fagaceae.
AGGACAUUUUCGUCUUUCCAAAAAUUACCACUCAAUAUUUAUAAGUCCGUCUCAGUUUCUCGCGUAGCCACAAAGCUCACAAAGAGAAUUAAGAUAAUAAAAAACAAAAGGUCACAAAGAUUUCAAAACAAUCUACAAACUAUGGGUGCCCCAGAGAAGGAUCCUAGAGAGGAAGUUCUCCAGGCAUGGUACAUGGAUGAUAGUGAUGAAGACCAGAGACUCCCCCAUCACAAGGAACCGAAGGAAUUUGUGUCCCUAGACCAACUUACUGAACUUGGAGUACUCAGCUGGAGACUAGAUGCUGAUAACUACGAAACUGAUGAGGAGUUUAAGAAGAUUCGUGAAUCACGUGGUUAUUCCUACAUGGACUUCUGUGAGGUUUCCCCAGAAAAGCUGCCUAACUAUGAAGAGAAGAUCAAAAGCUUUUUUGAGGAACAUCUUCACACCGAUGAGGAGAUCCGCUAUGCUGUAGCGGGAAGUGGUUAUUUUGAUGUCAGGGAUCGUAAUGACAAAUGGAUUCGUGUAUGGGUAAAGAAGGGGGGCAUGAUCAUUUUGCCUGCUGGAAUUUAUCACCGCUUUACUUUGGAUUCAGACAACUAUAUCAAGGCAAUGCGGCUCUUUAUUGGUGAUCCAAUUUGGACUCCAUUCAAUCGUCCUCAUGAUGAUCUGCCUGCAAGGAAGGAAUACCUUAAAACUUUUGUGGAGAAAGAAGUUGGUGAUCGUGCUGUUGAUGCAGCUGCCUAAUAUCUAAAGUUGGUUCUAAAAUUGGCUUAAACAAACAUGUCUUAGUUUAAAUAAAUUUACCUAUGUAUGGUAUGGUAUGGUAUGGUAUGGUAUGCAUGUGUGGUUACCUUGUCUGGCCUCUAUAUCUAACUAUGCUCGUGUAGCAUGCAGUUGCUUACUUACAAAUAUGUACUGAUAGACAAUAUAUAGAUGGAAAUAUGGAAUAAGAAUUGUAUUGCUGGUUGUGUUUUA